AUGUCGGGCAUUACCAACCCGCAUCCCAGUCCCAAUGAAGAAUAUACAGAAUAUCCCCUACCAAUCAUCGUGACAGCCGAUCGACAGAGCCUCGAACGUGAAGCCACAGCAGACGCCCACCAAUAUGAUAUCGGCCUGGAGGGUCUCGAGCCUGGUCCAGAGCCUGUCCUGGACCCUGGCCUGCCAGAGCCCGAGCGGAACAGCCGCAUGCGACCUUCCCACCGCGUGCGAUUUCGUUCACUAAGCCUGCGUCGAAAUGAGCUGGCCGAAGACCCCUCAGCCCGUCCAUUGCUGCCACCCGCCGAUGUCGAUGUCCCGCUGACCGGCACCAUCACCCCGCCGGCCCCCGCACAUUCCCGCCAAGGCUCCGGUCUAUCCAACAUGCGCACGCCAGAAGAAUACGGGGAAACCGAAAAACAGGACUUCGCCCCGUCAAUGGACCGGACAACCUCUGCCAGGGAGCGAUUCAGGGCCGCUGGUCACAUGCUGCAUGAGAAAACAGCCCGAUUGACUGAACGCCUCGGUCGCCCACCCGAUGAAGGCGAGGCCCUGAAUGCAUCGUACAUUCCAGACGAUUUUGACAGCGGCAUCCCCCUGGAGGAACUACAAGCCCGUCGCGCAAAACAUGAUGCCGACCGGGCCCGCGCCCUCGAAAACGGGGAGGAUCUGAUCGAGCCCCCGGCCAGCGCCGAGGCUCAUCGCCUCGUCCGAAGCAUGACCAUGGUCCAGGACCAGUUGCGCAAGCGGAAGCCUCAGAGUGCCUACCAGCGCUCUGGUCAGACUACCCCCGAAGGCUUGAUUAAGGGUUUCGCGCAGCGCAGACGCUCGAGCGGUCUGAGUGGAGGUAGUGGCAUUCUGUCACAGUUGCUGAAGCUCCAGGCUACGCAGACAGGAAGCUCAUCGCGUGCCUCCAGUGUCAUCACUGAUGACUCGGACAGCGAGACUCAGGUGUCUUCGGGAACCAACACGCCCAGGAAGGGCUCCCUGUCACCCCUUAUCACUCCAUCUGCACCGACCUCUGGCUCUGCUACGCCGCGCAAGGAAAAGCUCAAAUGGUACAAGAAGCCCAACCACCAUUCUACGGCGUCGCUUGUCAAUGCCUCUAUGAACCUCAGCAGUGCCAGUUUGCCGGGCGCAGUGGACGCCGCAGCAGGCCUGCCGAGCAAGCGCAAGAAGAACAAGCGCAAGACUCGCCUUGAAGAUGAGAUCCGGGUCACUGUGCACAUUGCCGAAAUCAUUGCGCGCCAGCGGUAUAUCAUGCAGUUGUGUCGCGCGCUGAUGCGGUAUGGAGCGCCGACCCAUCGUCUCGAGGAGUACAUGCAAAUGACGGCGCGGGUGCUGGAGGUCUCCGGGCAGUUCUUGUAUCUGCCUGGAUGUAUGAUCAUGUCAUUUGAUGACCCGACAACCCGCACUGCGGAAGUCAAGCUCGUGCGAAUGGUGCAGGGUGUUGAUCUUGGCCGAUUGGCAGACACGCACAACGUCUACAAGAACGUCGUGCAUGACCUUAUAGGCGUUGAAGAGGCAACCCAUGAACUCGAUGAGAUCAUGCAGCGCAAGCCCCGUUUCAACAAAUGGGUUCUAGUCCUGAUGUACGGACUAGCCAGCUCAACAGUCGGACCAUUCGCAUUCCAAGCCCGCCCAAUCGACAUGCCCAUAAUCUUCUGUCUAGGCUGCAUAGUCGGCCUAAUGCAACACGUCCUCGCCCCCCGCUCAACCCUGUACUCCAACGUCUUCGAAGUGACAGCCGCAGUCCUAACCUCAUUCCUAGCCCGCGCACUAGGCAGCAUAAAAGUGAUGCGCAAUGGCGAAUCCGAAGAACUUUUCUGUUUCUCUGCAAUGGCCCAAUCCUCCAUCGCCCUCAUCCUCCCAGGCUUCAUGGUCCUCUGCAGCAGUCUAGAACUCCAAUCCCACCAAAUGAUCGCUGGCUCAAUCAGAAUGGUCUACGCAAUCAUCUACUCCCUCUUCCUCGGCUACGGCAUAACAGUCGGAACAACCAUCUACGGCCUCAUGGACGCAAAUGCCACAUCCCAAACAACCUGCACAGGCCUGGACGUCUACGGCUCCACAUACCUCCGCCAAUUCCCCUUCGUAGCCAUCUACGCCAUCUUCCUCGCCAUCGUCAACCACGGAAAAUGGAAGCAAAUGCCAGUAAUGGUCUUCAUUGCUGUGUCUGGCUAUAUAGCCAAUUACUUCAGCACAACCAAACUGGGCUCCCAGUCCGAAGUCGCAAACACUGUCGGCGCUUUUACAAUUGGUGUUCUGGGCAAUUUGUAUAGUCGCCUGUGGCAUGGUCAUGCAGCAACGGCUAUUCUACCCGGUAUCUUUGUCCUGGUUCCUUCUGGCCUUGCUUCCAGUGGAUCUUUGAUUGCAGGUGUUAAAUAUGCCGAUGAGGUUCGACAGAAUCUUGAAAAGAAUGGGACCAGUUCUUCUACUAGUGCGCUUUCGGAAACUUCUGUGGCUAGUUUGGGCUUUGGUAUGAUCCAGGUGGCUAUUGGUAUUACGGUUGGUUUGUUUAUUGCUGCUUUGGUGGUUUAUCCUUAUGGCAAGAAGAGGACUGGUUUGUUCAGCUUCUGA
Messenger RNA from Penicillium salamii, 2574 nucleotides. The record is from the annotation of a GenBank genome assembly. Lineage: Eukaryota; Fungi; Ascomycota; Eurotiomycetes; Eurotiales; Aspergillaceae.